Salvelinus fontinalis (brook trout) is the source of this 5071-nucleotide messenger RNA. RefSeq names its product patatin-like phospholipase domain-containing protein 2. Lineage: Eukaryota; Metazoa; Chordata; Actinopteri; Salmoniformes; Salmonidae. Gene Ontology annotation, cellular component: cytoplasm; lipid droplet; membrane. The record is from RefSeq and is a predicted model, not a curated record. The transcript is spliced from 9 exons. Gene Ontology annotation, molecular function: triacylglycerol lipase activity. Gene Ontology annotation, biological process: triglyceride catabolic process; lipid homeostasis; positive regulation of triglyceride catabolic process. The coding region runs from base 481 to 2073 and encodes 530 amino acids.
ACAAAUUCAACAGAUGAACGAAAGUGAUAUUUAAAAGGUUGGGACAAAGCUUUCAAAGACAGAGAUGUUGAGCAAUUUCGUCUGGAUAAAGUUAUUGUUUUUUGGAAGAAAAAAAAUAAGUUACUGUUUUCAACAAGCAACUGUCUUACAAAUAGAAGAAACAAAGAGAAAACUUUUAAAGAAUAUGAAAUGGUGAAGAUGUCCUCAAGAACUGAAGACAAAUCAACUUGUUGACAGCCAGACAAGUGUUGAACUUGCUCGCUAACGUUAACAAUGUGAAUAGAGAUCGCUUUGCAAUCUAUUGGACCGCAAGGGACCGUCCGUCACCAAUAGCUGAUAUAUUUCAUACAUUUUGGACGCGUAAGACCGUGAUAUUACCAUUACUUUAGCUAGCUAGGUAGUUAACUAACUCGACAGCUGUGAACUGUGAACAAAGCUUUCUGUCUUGAGUUAAGAGAGGCAUUAUUUUCCUCAGUAAUUAUGUUUCCGUUAGAUUCGACGUGGAACAUUUCAUUUGCAGGUUGCGGUUUCUUAGGCAUCUAUCAUAUCGGUGUAGCGAGUUGUUUACAGGAACAAUGCCCGUUUCUAGUCCAUAAUGCCCGGCACAUCUACGGGGCAUCAGCCGGGGCGCUCACCGCCUCCGCGCUGGUCAGCGGAGCUUGUUUAGGUGAGGCAGGUGCCAACAUCAUUGAUGUGGCCAAGGAUGCCCGGAAGCGUUUCCUAGGGCCUAUGCACCCAUCCUUCAACCUGGUCAAGAUCAUGCGUAAUAUGCUGUAUAAAACCCUGCCACCCGAUGCCCACCAUCGUGCCACAGGGAGGCUGGGCAUAUCACUCACCAGGGUGACCGACGGAGAGAAUGUCUUGGUGUCCCACUUUAACAGCAAGGAGGAACUGGUACAGGCAUGUGUCUGCAGUGCUUACAUCCCAGUGUACUGUGGACUGAUCCCCCCUACACUGCAGGGUGUGCGUUACGUGGACGGUGGUAUCAGUGAUAAUCUGCCUCAGUAUGAGCUAAAGAACACCAUAACUGUGUCUCCGUUCUCUGGAGAGAGUGACAUCUGUCCUAGAGAUAGAUCCACCAACAUGCAUGAACUACGAUUCACCAACACCUCCAUCCAGUUUACACUCACCAACCUCUACAGAGUGUCCAGAGCUCUGUUCCCCCCUGAGCCACAGGUUAUGAAGGCCAUGUGUAAACAGGGGUACAAAGAUGCUCUUCACUUUCUAAAGAAGAACGGACUGUUGAAUCACCAAGGACCCCACAGACCUCUAAUAGCCGAUGGUGAGGAAGAUGACGUCAUCGAGGAUGAUGAUGAUGAUGAUGAUGAUGAUGAUGAAGAACACGUGGACCGUCUUGUACAGAACGAGAUCAGACCCAUUGAGAAAGAGUCAGUGGUGGCUCCCGCCGAGUCCAAAUCCAACAUCGAGGAUCAUAUCUUUGAACACCUGCCACCCAGACUACACAAAGCUCUGGUGGAAGCCUGCAAGGAGAGAUACAGUCUGGGCCAGUCGCUAAGCAACCUGCUGCCAGUCAGGAUGGCGACGGCUAUGAUGCUUCCAUACACCCUUCCCCUGGAGUCUGCUCUAUCUAUGACUGUUAGACUGUUAGAGUGGCUGCCUGAUGUUCAGGAGGAUGUGGGAUGGAUCAGGGAGCAGGUCGUUAAGGUGUUGCAGUGUGCUGUGAACCGGGCCACCAAGACUGUCUCUGCAAACUGUUACUACCAGUUGGAGCUGCGCCACUGCCAGUCCCUGCCUGCCCAACUCAACCCUGCCAGACUGCUCCCUAGCUGGGUGAGAGGAGGCAGCUCCUCUGUCCUGGAUGUUAUCGGUCGUCUGGACCAGUACCAGAGGCAGCUGCUGCCGGGCUCCUUCUGUGUCAACCUGGACCUCCAGGGCGCCUUAUACACCAGCGGGACCCCAGGCCCAGGAAGAUGCCCUAAAGCUGGCGAAGGAAGACCAGGACCAGCCCUGGCCCCUAUGGCCUCCAUGAUAGACCCAGAGGAGGUAGAGGGGAUGGGGCUGAUGAUGAGGAGGCUCAAUGAAAACCAUAACUCUACUCCAUCCUCACUCUAAUAUUAUAAUGUAUCCCUAAAGAAAAGGACGAGGGUGGACUGUAAAUUAGGGCGUGUCCAGAGGGUAAAUUAGGGAGUGUCCAGAGGGUAAAUUAGGGCGUGUCCAGAGGGUAAAUUAGGGCGUGUCCAGAGGGUAAAUUAGGGCGUGUCCAGAGUGUUAAUUAGGGAGUGUCCAGAGUGUUAAUUAGGGAGUGUCCAGAGUGUAAAUUAGGGUGUGUCCAGAGGGUAAAUUAGGGUGUGUCCAGAGGGUAAAUUAGGGCGUGUCCAGAGGGUAAAUUAGGGAGUGUCUAGAGGGUAAAUUAGGGAUUGUCUAGAGGGUAAAUUAGGGAGUGUCCAGAGGGUAAAUUAGGGAGUGUCUAGAGGGUAAAUUAGGGAGUGUCCAGAGGGUAAAUUAGGGAGUGUCCAGAGGGUAAAUUAGGGAGUGUCUAGAGGGUAAAUUAGGGAGUGUCUAGAGGGUAAAUUAGGGAGUGUCCAGAGUGUUAAUUAGGGAGUGUCUAGAGGGUAAAUUAGGGAGUGUCCAGAGGGUAAAUUAGGGAGUGUCCAGAGGGUAAAUUAGGGAGUGUCUAGAGGGUAAAUUAGGGAGUGUCUAGAGGGUAAAUUAGGGAGUGUCCAGAGUGUUAAUUAGGGAGUGUCCAGAGUGUUAAUUAGGGAGUGUCCAGAUAGUUAAUUAGGGAGUGUCCAGAGGGUAAAUUAGGGUGUGUCUAGAGGGUAAAUUAGGGUGUGUCUAGAGGGUAAAUUAGGGUGUGUCCAGAGGGUACAUUAAGCGAAACCCACGUUCAGUACACUGAACCAAACCCACGUUCAGUACACUGAACCAAACCCACGUUCAGUACACUGAACCAAACCCACGUUCAGUACACUGAACCAAACCCACGUUCAGUACACUGAACCAAACCCACGUUCAGUACACUGAACCAAACCCACGUUCAGUACACUGAACCAAACCCACGUUCAGUACACUGAACCAAACCCACGUUCAGUACACUGAACCAAACCCACGUUCAGUACACUGAACCAAACCCACGUUCAGUAAACUGAACCAAACCCACGUUCAGUACACUGAACCGAACCCACGUUCAGUAAACUGAACCAAACCCACGUUCAGUACACUGAACCGAACCCACGUUCAGUAAACUGAACCAAACCCACGUUCAGUACACUGAACGAACCCACGUUCAGUACACUGAACCAAACCCACGUUCAGUACACUGAACCGAACCCACGCUCAGUACACUGAACCAAACCCACGUUCAGUAAACUGAACCAAACCCACGUUCAGUAAACUGAACCAAACCCACGUUCAGUAAACUGAACCAAACCCACGUUCAGUAAACUGAACCAAACCCACGUUCAGUAAACUGAACCAAACCCACGUUCAGUAAACUGAACCAAACCCACGUUCAGUAAACUGAACCAAACCCACGUUCAGUAAACUGAACCAAACCCACGUUCAGUACACUGAACCAAACCCACGUUCAGUACACUGAACCAAACCCACGUUCAGUACACUGAACCAAACCCACGUUCAGUACACUGAACCAAACCCACGUUCAGUACACUGAACCAAACCCACGUUCAGUACACUGAACCAAACCCACGUUCAGUACACUGAACCAAACCCACGUUCAGUAGACUGAACCAAACCCACGUUCAGUAGACUGAGUGCAUAUAUUUAAUUGUAUGUGGCCACAGCGGGAAUCAAACCCAUGAUGACAUCGCUGACACCACACUGUUACCAUUAUUAUCUGUAUUAUCUUAAAACUACACUGUUGGUUAGAAGGGCUUGUAAGUAAGCAUUUCACUGUAAGGUUUACACCUGCUGUAUUAGGCGCAUGUGACACAUAAACUUUGAUUUCAUUUAUCGACUGAGCCACACAGGAUCUCGAGGAGCUGUUGGUAGCUGUUAAAGCCCUCGUGGAAUGUCUAUUAGGACCACAGACUGUCGAUGCCUAGGCACCUACAGGGACAUUCAACGACCUUGCACCGAUCUGCAGAAUCUCGUCUGUUCACACAGCGCCUUAGAAUGACAUUUAACUUCUUUUCAUUGAGUUGUUAUCCGCCCUCAGACUCUGAUAAUAAGCCCGUCAGCUCAUCGUUACACAGUGGCCUCACAGUACUUUGACAUACAGUACCAUUUAAAAGUUUGGACACGCCUAAUCAUUCAAGGGUUUUUCUUUAUUUUAUAAUAUUUUCUACAUUGUAGAAUAAUAGUGAAGACAUCAAAACUAUGAAAUAACACAUAUGGAAUCAUGUAGUAACCAAAAAAGGUUAAACAAAUCAAAAUAUAUUUUAGAUUUUAGAUUCUUCAAAGUAGCCAACCUUUGCCCAUAGUGCGCUACGAAAGAAGUGGCCUUAAUAGGGAAUAGGGUGUCAUUUGAGUGGCAUACAACGGACUCUAUUUUUAACAUGUCCUAACGCAAUUGUAAAUCUUAGCGCACAUGUAUUUAGCCCUAUCCCAUCUUGGCUAAAUAUGUUGAACAUGUAUUUAGCCCUAUCCCAUCUUGGCUAAACAUGUUGAACAUGUAUUUAGCCCUAUCCCAUCUUGGCUAAACAUGUUGAACAUGUAUGCAGUCUGUUAGAGCCGAUUUGGACAUAUUUGUUUAAAAGACUGAACAUACUGAGCUCCAUGUACAUUUGUGUAAAUAUAUUAAAUAUGAAUGUAUAUGAUGAAAUAGGUAGGUACUUUUAUGAUUUAUAUUUACCUGAUUGAGAUAUAUUCAUUUGUUGUUAGUGUAACUCAGUUUGCCCCCCCCCCCCCCCCCCCUCUUGCCCAUUCAUUGUACUGUGUUAAUUGUGUUAGUAUAAAGGCAGGAAGUUGGGCCUUCGGGGGGAGGAGUCCUUGCUAGACGCGGGAGCGGUAUAGUUCUUUGACCAUACAAACAGACAUACAGACAGGUUAUAUUAUGUAUUUUCCAUAUCAAGUAAUCUAUGCUUUAAGUUGAUUGGAUAAUAAUUUCCUUGUUAGAUAUAAGAAGAAUAAACAUUUUUGUUGCACCAUA